AUGGGGUCAGGCCCAGAGAAAAAGGAUGUGCCCAUCCGAGGAACCUCAGAAGGUCAGAUGUGGACCUCAGAAUUUCUUCAGCCUCUCUCAUGUUCCUCCCAUUCUGGCGAGUAUGGUGGUUACGGAGGAAACCACUUUUCACACAGUGGAAACCAGCUGGAUGGACCUAUAACUGCCAUUCGGGUUCUGACAAACUGGAAUUUCAUUGUGGGUCUCCAGGUCCGUCAUUGUAACCAGUGGAGUGACUAUGUGGGCGGCAGAGCUGGCAAACUGGAGGAAAUCACCCUGCACCUGGGAGAGUCCAUCACCCAGGCCUAUGGGAAAUACGGCCUACACUGCAUCCAUAAACUGGUGUUCAUCACCAGCCAAGGGCGUCAGUUUGUCUUUGGACGAGACCACGGCUACAGCUUCAACGCGGCUCCGCUUUGCAAGGAUGCCGUCUUGCAUUACGUCAGUGGCCGGGCUGGCCGGUGCAUCCAUGCGCUCAGUUUCCACUGGGGUUCUUACACGAGGAGAACAUGCAGACCAUGCGUGAAGGAUGAGGCGGUCAGGGGCACUACGGGAGACCACUGA
This is a messenger RNA of Varanus komodoensis (Komodo dragon), 573 nucleotides long. Its product is annotated as zymogen granule membrane protein 16-like. Lineage: Eukaryota; Metazoa; Chordata; Lepidosauria; Squamata; Varanidae. The record is from RefSeq and is a predicted model, not a curated record. The transcript is spliced from 3 exons. Bases 1 to 573 code for a protein of 190 amino acids.